Molecule: messenger RNA, 1131 nt
Organism: Perca fluviatilis (European perch)
Lineage: Eukaryota; Metazoa; Chordata; Actinopteri; Perciformes; Percidae
Product: galactose-specific lectin nattectin-like
Exons: 7
Coding region: 130-612 (160 amino acids)
Molecular function (GO): signaling receptor activity
Source: RefSeq, a predicted model, not a curated record
GAGAGGGAUGUAACUUGAAGGGAUCUUGCAGGCUGCAGACCAUCUGGCGCUUUGAUAAACUAUAUAAAGAGUGGAUUUUCUAUCAGUGACUGUCUCCGUUCUCCUUCUCCAAUCAUCACCUCAGCAAAGAUGGCAUCAGGCUUUCCGUUUGCUUUGUUGCUCUGUUUGUCCAUCGGACUGUUGGCUCCAUCUUGUCGUGGACAAACCUCUGGCCCAGGUUCCUGCCCUCCUGGUUGGACUCAGUUAGGCUCUCGCUGUUUCAUUUUCAACUUCCAGGGAAAGAAUUGGAUCGAUGCAGAGAUAUUUUGCUUGUCCCUCGGUGGGAAUCUGGCUUCGGUCCACUCAGAGAAGGAACAUUCCUUCCUCAGAGACUUCAUUAGGAGAGUGACUGGUGCAAACAAAACUUCCUGGAUCGGAGGCUUUGACUCAGCGAAGGAGGGCGUGUGGCAGUGGACUGAUGGAUCCAAAUUUGACUACAAACCGUGGGGUGCAGGGGAGCCUAACAAUAGAGGUGGAGCUGAGCACUGUCUUGAGAUGAACUUUAAAGAAAAGGUCUGGAACGAUGAGCAGCGUGAAAAAAUACUUCCUUUCGUGUGCUCCAAGGACCUGUGAGGCCUCCCGCCAUCAUGAUCUCACUACAGCUCAUCUAUAAUCUCUUUCAUUGAUUCACUUUCAGUUUGUUCUGCAGACAGAAACAGCUCUCUGCUGACAGACUCACUUUCACUUGUUUAUUAUCCGAAGAGUUAGGAAACGGUUCACAUUUGAGUUUUAACAUUAGAAGGAAACUGUCUCUCUGAGAUGGACAAAAACAUAAUCAGUUAUUGGACUUUUAAUCUAGUAAAAAACACAAAAUGAAAUACAGAAAACAUCUGAAUACUCUGACAUCUUUUCCAUUUUAGUUUACAGAAUAUUGUCUGUCAGCUCUGUCCAAAGGUAACAACAUCCACCUACUAGACAUGAGUGGUGACGAUCUUCUCUUCAAAAUUUUCCAAAUAGAAAAUCCAAAUGUUGUCUGAACGUUCUGUGAUACAAGAGGAGUUUCUGGUGUGUUGGGUUCUUUAUUCAUCUGUUUUCCUUCACUUUAUAAUCAAUAAGCAUUACAAAAUAAAAGCGAUAAUGUCACAAACAGUG